Messenger RNA from Nothoprocta perdicaria, 7220 nucleotides. RefSeq names its product cell migration inducing hyaluronidase 1 (gene CEMIP). The coding region runs from base 53 to 4135 and encodes 1360 amino acids. The record is from RefSeq and is a predicted model, not a curated record. Lineage: Eukaryota; Metazoa; Chordata; Aves; Tinamiformes; Tinamidae. The transcript is spliced from 29 exons.
CAGCAAAGUUUGCUCGUGGGCAAGGGGUCCRAAGAGUUGGAAGUACUGAAGAAUGGCUUUGCCUACCUCCAUUCGACUGGCRGAAAACUCUGUUCUGCUUCUGUUUGUAAUCUUCACCAUAAGCACAGCAGAAGCAGCUGUGGAAUGUCCUGAUAAGGAUCCUGAGCUAGAAAACUGGAACCCAGGUCACAAUGAAGAAAACCACGUCGAAAUCCGUAAUGGCAGGAAGCUCCUUCUCUCAUCUUCUGCCACUGUCCACUCCAUCCACAUCACAGAUGGAGGAAAACUGGUCAUUAAAGACGAUGUACAAUCUAUCAUUUUGCGUGCUAGACAUAUACUCAUUGAAAAUGAUGGAGAGUUACAUAUCGGCAGUGGGACGUGCCCUUACCAAAGCAACGUGGCCAUCAUCUUAUAUGGGCGAGCGGAUGAUGGCAGCCAGCCAAAUCCCUACUUUGGGCGAAAGUAUAUUGGAGUAAGUAGGGGUGGUACUCUUGAGAUCCAUGGAAAGAAGAAGUUAUCCUGGACUUUCUUAAACAAGACUCUGCAUCCUGGUGGCAUGGAAGAAGGUGGCUAUUACUUUGAAAGGAGCUGGGGCCAUCGAGGUGUCAUUGUCCAUGUUAUUGACCCAAAGACAGGAGCAGUUGUCCAUUCCGAUCGGUUUGAUACSUACAGAUCAAGAGGGGAAAGUAUACGUCUUGCCCAGUAUUUGGGCAGGGUUGCGGAUGGCAUGAUCCUGUCGGUUGCAGUGAACGAUGAAGGAUCCAGAAACUUGGACGACACAGCCAGGAAAGCAAUGACCAAACUGGGCAGCAAGCAUUUCCUCCACCUUGGGUUUCGACACCCAUGGAGUUUUAUUACUGUUAAAGGAAAUCCCUCCUCUUCUGUUGAAGACCACAUYGAAUAUCAAGGCCACAAAGGGUCAGCAGUGGCCAAAGUAUUCAAGCUGUUCCUAGCUGAGAGUGGAGAACAUUUUAAUGUCUCUUCAACGAGUGAGUGGGUUCAAGAUGUAGAGUGGACAGAGUGGUUUGAGAAGCCCRAUAAAGCAAGAUCUAAGGACAUGGAGAAGCUUUCAGACUUCAAAGCUGCUUAUCAUGAUAAAAUCUGUAGUCAACCCAUUGAUAUCCAGGCGAUGACGCUUGAUGGAGCAAACUUAACAACUGAGGUUUUUUACAAAAGUGGCCGUGAUUAUAGGUUCCUGUGCCAUGGUAAGGACCAGACAGACGAAGGUUGCCAGAACUACAAAGUACGGUUCCUGUGUGGCAAAUCUGUGAAGCCCAAGCUUACAGUGACCAUUGACACCAAUGUGAACAGCACGGUCUUGAACCUGGCAGAUGAUGUGAGCUCAUGGCAACCUGGGGACAGGAUUGUGGUUGCAAGCACGGACUACUCCAUGUACCAGGCUGAAGAGUUCCCAGUGCUGUCGUGCAGGGCUUGCAGAGCCAACCAGGUCAAGGUAGCAGGGAAAGCCACGUACCUCCACACUGGAGAAGUCAUCGAUGGCGUCGACAUGAGAGCAGAAGUGGGGCUGCUGAGCCGCAACGUCGUGAUCAUGGGCGAGAUGGAGGGGCAGUGCUACGAGUACAGCAGCAAGUUGUGCUCCUUCUUCGAUUUCGACACCUUUGGGGGACACAUCAAGAUUGGUCUUGGUUUUAAGGCUACACAUAUUGAAGGUCUAGAAUUGAAAUAUAUGGGCCAGCAGACAAUGGGACAUUACCCAAUUCAUUUCCAUAUGGCUGGAGAUGUGGACGAGAAGGGAGGCUACAACCCUCCAACAUACGUGAAGGACGUCUCCAUUCACCACACCUUCUCCCGCUGUGUCACAGUCCAUGGAUCCAAUGGUUUACUGGUGAAGGAUGUUGUGGGUUAUGACGCACUGGGCCAUUGCUUCUUUACCGAGGAUGGACCUGAAGAACGCAACACAUUUGACCAUUGCCUUGGCCUGCUUGUGAAGCCUAGCACUCUGCUCCCCUCUGACCGAGACAGCAGGAUGUGCAAGAUGAUCACAGAGGGAGCUUACCCAGGGUACAUCCCAAAGCCCAGGCAGGACUGUAGUGCUGUAUCCACCUUCUGGAUAGCCAACCCACACAACAACCUUAUCAACUGUGCAGCUGCAGGAUCUGAAGAAACAGGCUUUUGGUUCGUCCUGCACCACGUGCCCACAGGGCCCUCGGCUGGCAUGUACUCGCCUGGCUACUCGGAGCACAUUCCGAUGGGGACGUUCGCCAACAACCGCGCGCACUCCAACUACCGGGCUGGGAUGAUAAUUGAUAAUGGUGUUAAAACUACUCCAGCCUCAGCCAAGGAUAAAAGACCUAUUUUGACUCUGAUUUCUGGGAGAUACAGCCCACACAAGGAUGCUGAUCCUUUGAAGCCCAGGGAACCUGCAAUAAUUGAACGCUUUAUUGCCUACAAGAACCAGGAUCACGGGGCCUGGCUGCGGGGUGGAGAUGUGUGGCUGGACAACUGCCAGUUUGCUGACAAUGGCAUUGGCCUGACCUUGGCAAGUGGUGGAACCUUCCCUCACGAUGAUGGCUCAAAGCAAGAAAUCAAGAACAGCUUGUUUGUUGGUGAGAGUGGAAACUUGGGCACAGAGACUAUGGACAAUGAGAUCUGGGGACCUGGAGGCCUGGAUCACAGAGGAAGGACCUUGCCCAUCGGCCCGAAUUUUCCCAUUCGAGGAAUUCAAUUCUAUGAUGGACCAAUCAACGUCCAGAACUGCACGUUCCGCAAAUUCGCUGCCCUGGACGGCAGGCACACAAGUGCUCUGGCGUUCCGGCUCAAUAAUGCCUGGCAGAGCUGCCCCAACAACAACGUCACCAACAUUCAUUUUGAAGACGUCCCUAUUACAUCAAGGGUCUUCUUUGGAGAACCUGGACCGUGGUUCAAUGAUCUGAAUAUGGAUGGUGAUAAAACAUCGGUUUUUCAUGAUGUGGAUGGUUCUGUGUCUGAAUACCCAGGCUCAUACCUCAUAAAGGAAGAUAACUGGUUAAUCAAACACCCCGAUUGCAUUGAUGUGCCUGACUGGAGAGGGUCYAUCUGCAGUGGACACUAUGCACAGAUCUACAUCCAAGCCUACAAGCCAGCCAACCUGAAAAUGAAAAUAAUAAAAAAUGACUACCACAACCGACCACUGUAUUUGGAAGGGGCUUUGAGCAAAAGCACUCAUUACCAGCAGUAUCAGCCCGUUAUAACUCUGAGGAAAGGCUACACCAUCCACUGGGACAAGACAGCUCCCGAAGAACUGGCCAUAUGGCUUAUCAACUUCAACAAGAAUGACUGGAUCCAAGUAGGGUUUUGUUAUCCUAAAGGGACGACAUUUUCCAUUCUCUCAGACAUCCAUAAUCGUCUUUUGAAGAAAACAUACAAAACUGGAACCUUUUAUAGAACCUUUCAGAUGGAGAAACUGGAGCACAGACAUCCCAGCAAAGGAUAUUACUACUGGGAUGAGGACACUGGACUGCUGUUUCUGAAACUUAAAGCUCAAAACGAGAAGGAGAAAUUUGCUUUCUGCUCUGUCAAAGGCUGUGAACGAAUAAGAAUCAAAGCUGUGAUUCCAAAGACYGCUGGUGUCAGUGACUGUGAAGCCAUGGCCUAUCCCAAAUACAUCGAGACGCCGAUUGUAGAAGUCCCAAUGCCUARGAAGCUCUCUAGUGCACAACUGAAAGCUAAGGACCACUUACUAGAAGUGAAAAUAGAAACUUAUAAGAAACAAUACUUCCACCUAAAGGAUGACUUUGCACACAUCGAGGUUGAUGGUAUUAGGUUUUUCCUGACUGAGGAGGGUAUUCAACUGAUUGUGAUUGAUGGAUAUCAUGGAAAAGUUGUUGAUCGAGUAACCUUCAAGAACUCAAUUCUGCAAGGAAUUCCAGCACAAAUAGAAAAUUAUGUCAACAGCAUCAAAGAUCACUCUGUAGUGCUGGUGACAUCUAAAGGAAGAUUCAUCUCCAAAGGACCGUGGACUAAAGUACUGGAAAAACUUGGAGCAGAAGAAGAUUUUAGGUUAAAAGAAAAAAUGGCUUUUGUUGGAUUCAAAGGCAGCUUCCGCCCAGUCUGGGUGAAAAUGGUCACGGACGAGGAUUCAGCAAAGAUCUACCAAGCACUACCAAUUCCUGUGGUGAAGAAAAUGAAAUUAUGAGCACACACUGCUUUGCCUUCUGGCUACCAGCACUGCCCUGAUAGAUGGACUACUGACUGCUCACAACAGGCACAUGGCCAGAGUGCUCCAGAAAUGUAGCAUUUUGUUGUUGUUGUUUUCAAAACAAAGUCUUACUGUAAGUAGCUAGAGCGGCCACGUGUGACAGAAAAGCAUUCCCCUGUGACCAGCCUAUGUUCUGUGAUCAUCAGCUGCUGUCCUGCUGAUUUGCUCAGUGAUACCAUGUUGACUGACUCUUGUCUUACAAAACAAGGUUUGCCCCUCUGUUUUUAUAAGGUGCUGCUUUUUCAGCACCCCUGUGACAGACUGAUUUAUGUGCUGCCUCUCAAAGGGUGAGUUCUAGAUCUCAAGGCCAUUAAGGAUUAUUGUUUUUCCCAGCCUCUGAAUUGUCAUAACAAUCUUUUUCCAUAGUGUUGUUAGCUGCUCACAUAAGCACAGAAUGCCCAUUCAAAGGCUGGCUGAAAAUAGGAGAUAAAAAGAGUAUAUUUGAAUGAUUACCCAGAUGCUGGGAAACUUGGCUGCACAGUAAGAAUUUACCCUAAGGCCUCAAAGAUCUUCCAUGAAGCUCCUCGAGGUCUGUCUGCGUUGUACAUGCUAACUCAUGGCAUGCAGUUGGGGAAGAAAUGACAGAGGAGCAAAUCAAGUGCACCAGUGGGGAUUGAUGAGACCACAGCUUUCUGCCUGCUUCGAAAAGAACAGUUCUCCCAUGGGCUGUGUUUUAGUUUUUUGGGGUUUUUUUAACAGUGUUUUUUCAGGUAGGGGUUUUCCUUAGACAAGCAGCUGUAGGCUAACAGGAAAGAACUGUCAAAAAGCACAUUUUCCUCACCCUUYCCCAUGUAGUCCCUCCCUACAACAACAUUCAGGACCAAACUGGAGGGUUUAUAGCCAAAGAGAGGAUCCUGUCCAYGUCUCCAGUUUACAGCUGGGAGUACUGGGCUGCUGCAGCUUCUCCUGCUACAGGGUGGUCAUUCCACCUUUCCAGGCAGGCCAGAGGGACAGGGGCAGACUACUCUGCUGUGUGUUGCUUUCCUAAGCAUCCUCAGGCUAAGGGUGUGAGUAUCUUUGGCCUCAUGGAAGAGAUCUAUGAGGCUGCAGGCCACUGGGAGAGGAAUGUUUGAGGUCUUACCAGGCAGCUGAAGAAUUAGAAUGGGAACCCCCAUAACUAGUGGGCUCUCUUGCAUCUCCUUUCCCCCUUCUUCAAAGCAUAACCUUCAAAGCUAAAAAUCUAGCUAAUAAAGGCAGAUGAGCGUGUCCUGCUGGGACAUCUCCUGAACCUGAGAAGUUGAACAUUGUCUUGUAAAUCUUUGUAAGCACUUCAUAGAGUAGUCGAUGAUGUUUCUGUCUGUUGCUCAGAAAUGUUAGCAAAGUAUCUCCUAAGCCUGGCUAGUCUAAAAAAGCUAAGGAGGGAUAAAAUGCAGGAAGAAUAGUUUUUCAAAGCACAUGGAAUUGUCAAUAUUGCCAAAAAUAUGUGUUGUUUCCUUCUUUUACCCUUCUCUGCCACUGCUGCUACAAAAAUUGUUCUGAUUGCUGAUGGUGACRUAGUCACAAGAACUCUAAAACAUGGCAGAAGGAAGUUGUCUAUUUUUCCCUUGAUAUCCAAAACUUGUGACUAGAAUGAAGGAUGCUGUGUGUUAUUCCCAAGGCCAGACAGAAGUCAAACUCUAUAAGUCCUGUCUUCUAUUUUUAGGACAAUUGCUCCAAAAGUCAAAGCAAUCAUGAGCAAAAUUCAGGUAGUGCUGUAGGUUACCUGCCCCUCAAGCCUCUCCUGGGUUYUGAAACUGGAAAUGCUCUUUUCAGUCUUACUAUAUCUUUGUUUUGAGCAAGCUGAAUGUCAUGUGUGUUGUAUUUAAGAAAAGAAAGAAAGGAAGAAAGAAAGAAAGAUUCCAAGUUUCCCUCCCAUGCUUUUCAACAAGAGCCUCUUAAUGAAGGAGUUGUCCUUCCAGCACAAUUGUUUUUAUUCUUUAGGCAUUUGUGCCAUUCCCAGACCAGGCAAUGCAAGGCAAACAAGUAUUUUUCCAAUGUUUUAUAAUGGACUGUGGGUUUCAUCCUCAAAUCACAAACUUAUUUUAAAAAAAUGUUUCACUUCAAGUUCAAACUAGGUUAUCCAGCCCUCGCUUAUCCGAUGCCCAAAACAGAACCAGUUCCCUGAGGUCUAGCAGAUACAGUGAAAAUAAUCAUGGAGUAUGUUAGUGUGGGUUAUCUCAAUGUAUAGACCAUCCGGAGGCAGGUCUGGUCAUGCAAUUGCCCCGUCACACUGUAUCAGUGCAACACGCUUGCUCUCAAGAGACGGACCAAAACAAGCAUAUGUCUUUCUUGAGCAAUUGCUGAACUGCAUGAAGGAAAGCAAGAGUAUUCCUGCCAGGGGAUUUGGGGUUCCCCAAAGCACCACGGGGGCAGGGGUUGCACCGUUGGGCUGCGUCACUGUCCCCCUUCCCAGCUCUUUGUGUAGAUGGCCGAGAGGAUCGUGCCGCGUGGGGCAAUCCCCUAGACCAGCUUGUUCAGUGUGUUGCAUUUGUGCUGAAGUGUAGCUUCUAAUUUCCCAAGUCUUGAAAUUCUCAGGGUGAAAUCAUAAGACUCGGCUCUAGGAUUUUUUUUUUUUUUUUCCUAGAAAAAGAAAUCGCAUUAAAAGAAGCAAACUUCUAAGUAAGUAGCUUGUUCUCUCAUGCAAGGCUUAUCACAUGGGGCCUGUUUGGAGUUAGGGCUCAUGCUGUGAAUACUGAGUGUGGGAUCACUGCAGCCUGCUAAGGGUGCAGAGGGCAAUGGGGCAGAUACUGCUGUGAAAUGCAAAGGGCUCCAAGGACCUUUCUGGGGUGAAGGCAACGKCUUACUCUGAAGGCAGAAUUUAGCCUAAAGUCAACACCAAUCAGCAAUAGUUCUGUGCCAUAUGAUUGCUUUUUAAUCUUUGACUGUUCUAGAAUUUGCACUUGCGCAUCUUGACUAGGGAAUUAACUGCUUCUACUUUGUACAACCUUUUAACAGUCCCUGAACAAGCUGCAGUUAUCCUCUUUGUAAGGUUUUUAUUACCGCAUAUGUUCUCACGUUUGCCCACACAGACAGUUGCCAUUGU